This is a messenger RNA of Prunus avium (sweet cherry), 1151 nucleotides long. The record is from RefSeq and is a predicted model, not a curated record. Lineage: Eukaryota; Viridiplantae; Streptophyta; Magnoliopsida; Rosales; Rosaceae.
AAUCAUAACAAAUAAAGAAAAUAAAACGUGGAGGAGUGAAAGGCGACCAGACACGAGGAAGAAUAUCCACGUCCAUUACAGAGCGAUCCUUCUCCGUCUCUCGUAUAUCUUUGGCUCUUCCCCACUUCACCUCCUCCUCCAAUUUCCACUGCAGAUAAUAUAUUAUGGGCACUGGGCAGUUAUAAUCUGUGUUACUACGCUCUUAAUUACCAUUAAAUCCAAUCCAACCCAACCACCCAACAUUGAAGAAGAUGAGGCCCCAUCUCUCCCAACCCUCAUUUCAUCGUCUUGUUUCUAUCUUCUGUGAACGGUGAGGACUGAAUUGUUGCGAAUUUAUGAUCCAUACCCGAAAACCCAUCAACCCAUUAGCCCAAAACCAGCAUCUCCUUUCUUCCCUGUGCCUGGUGAUUGAUUUGGUUCCCAUUGAAGGUUGAAGAAGACGAAGAAUUUGAAAAAAAGGAGAAUUGGGUUCUUAUGUCAGGGGCAAAGCCGGCCUCUGAGCAUGUCGGCUUCCCCACCGGGGACGCAAACAAGCACAGUGCUGACGGCUGCUGCAACCCAGUGAAGAAAAGCGGACCCAUUUCCAUGGAUCACGUUCUUCUGGCCUUGCGCGAGACCAAGGAGGAGAGAGAGAUCAGACUUCGAAGCCUUUUCAAUUUCUUCGAUGCUACGAAUCUAGGGUACUUGGACUAUCCCCAGAUCGAGGCCGGUUUAUCGGCGCUUCAGAUUCCGCCGGAGUACAAGUACGCCAAGGAUCUUCUGAAGGUUUGCGAUGCCAACAGAGAUGGAAGGGUCGAUUAUCUCGAGUUCCGAAGGUAUAUGGAUGACAAGGAGCUCGAGCUGUAUCGAAUUUUUCAGGCCAUUGAUGUUGAGCACAAUGGCUGCAUUCUGCCUGAAGAGCUUUGGGAUGCUCUUGUCAAGGCUGGUAUGCCCAACCAACCAUACUUUCUCCUUCUAAAUUACUCAUAAUCUCUAACUCUGUUAUGCUAGUUUCUAUGUUAAUAAUGAGGGUAUAUUCAUUGGCCGGGACCCAUGUAGACUGUAGAGCAUUGAUUUCCUAGGAUCUUUUUCUGUCAAAUGGUUAGAGGAUAUUGUUGCUGCUGCUGCUUUGAGGCAUUAUUUAUAGUAUUGCUAUGGCUGUGGUAUGAAUU